Penicillium malachiteum is the source of this 432-nucleotide messenger RNA. RefSeq lists its product as uncharacterized. The record is from RefSeq and is a predicted model, not a curated record. Lineage: Eukaryota; Fungi; Ascomycota; Eurotiomycetes; Eurotiales; Aspergillaceae. The transcript is spliced from 3 exons. Bases 1 to 432 code for a protein of 143 amino acids.
AUGGCAUCCAUAAUAUCAGUCUCAUUCGGUGGUGUUAAUCAUAGGUUCCAGAUAGGGAAUAACCAUGGCUCUAUUCACGCGGAAUUCUAUCCUCCUGAUCCAUCACAAACGCUCAGUCCCUGGGUUAAGAAUAGCGCUGGUUGGCCUUGGUGGCGUUGGAUACGAUCCGAAUCCCCAUUAACCUGGGUUUUCUGGGUCUAUAUAAGUAAUAAAGCCCGCUUCAAGCAAAGUUUUCGGGACAUCGUAGAUCAAAUCAAACUCCCGGGGGUCGAGACCCUAGAGUCAAUAUUUUUCAGCUUGUCCAGGGUUGGCUCCGGGAUGAGAGAAAAGGAAAAUGGAUUUAUAUCCUUGAUAAUGUUGAUGACGAAUUUCUUUACUUAUCUCCAGUGGCGGGAAAGGACAACCUAUCGAAAAGCUCCACGAAUUCCUUGA